Messenger RNA from Thyridium curvatum, 2868 nucleotides. RefSeq lists its product as uncharacterized. Lineage: Eukaryota; Fungi; Ascomycota; Sordariomycetes; Thyridiales; Thyridiaceae. Gene Ontology annotation, biological process: spindle assembly; mitotic cell cycle; microtubule nucleation. The transcript has 2 exons. The coding region runs from base 1 to 2868 and encodes 955 amino acids. Gene Ontology annotation, molecular function: gamma-tubulin binding; microtubule minus-end binding. Gene Ontology annotation, cellular component: gamma-tubulin complex; spindle pole; centrosome. The record is from RefSeq and is a predicted model, not a curated record.
AUGGAAUCCGUUCAACCGGGCGAUGUGUUCGCCAUCCCGGACUUCAGAGAAACAUGUGAAUCCUUGGAGAUAUCGAGGCCCGCACUGCCCAAGGAGGCCAGCUUCUUCGCCUUGCGAAACUCUUUUGAUGAGGGCCCCUUUGAAGUACCUCAGGACCCUGCCCACAAUGUGGGCUUCUUCAAGCUCCCGCCUGGUCUGGAGGGACAGAAUGAGAACGACGCAGGGGUUGUAGGGGUGGAAAGGUCGCCGCCGCAGGCUGAAAAUGACCCAUCUGUGUCCAAAGGCGCUCACGACGAUGAAGACUUGUGGCUUGCUGAGUCUACAUUGAUUGCUCGCCCUCCUCAAUAUCAGACUUGGGAUGGCUUCAACGCCCCCGACUCACGGAUCCAGGCCCCGCUGUUCAUCACGGAACAAGGGCCCGGCGUGUUUGAUGCUUUACUGGAAUCUCAAGGACAGACCUCCAGCGCCUCUGGGUCAAGCCUGGUCACUACAAGGGAGUAUUGUGCAUGCCUGCUCGCACUGGCGCUGGGCCGUGGAUCAAUAUUGUUCUCGUGGGAUUCCGUCAAGAAGAGCUUCGUCUCGGAACUGGAUACUCCCAGGGUCACUGGAUGUUCGGCUGAGACCAUUCAAGGCUUACAAGAAAUGUGCCUUGCCUGCGGCAAUUAUACUCGGUUUCUCAAAAUGUCAGCGGAGAAGAUGCACACGACCCAUGCGUCUCCAUCCAAGGUUGCCGUCGCCGACCUGGUUGAUCAGCUGUUGCUGGUCAUUCAGAGCGAACUGGGAGCUCGAGGGCAAGAAGUGGUCUCGCUUCUCCAGCUCCAAGCUGCCGUCCGGCCAGUCUUCUCGAUUCUAGGACAUUUUAGAUCCCUGGUACGGAAGCUUUCCAAGAUGCGAUCAGACGAGGAAAUAAUAUCGCUCCUGUUUGAACAAUCUCAGGUGACUGAGCAUAGAGACAGCUUUCUACGGGAUGCCACCCAGGAGAUGCUUCAAUCCAUCUCGAGGCCGUGGCUGGACUUUGCAGCCGAGUGGACAGGCCUGAAAGCCGAGUCUGGCACAAGAAUGAGCAAAACUGGCCCGAGCAAGAGCUUUGUCAAAGUCGCGAACAAGUCAUGGAUCGACGAUGCUGGAUUCGACCUCGAAGAGCCAGAUUAUAUAUUCGACGAAAGCAACAUGCCUUCUUUUAUCCCUGCGGACAUUGCACAGUUGAUGUUUCAAACUGGCCAAAACCUUAGGUUCCUCUGGGAAUAUCAUCCUGACCAUCCGUUAUCCGACAUAUCAACUGUUGAUGCUGCUAGUCCACCCCUGCUGCAGUGGCAGUUCGACUGGACUGCGAUCAGCCGCGUGGAACACAAGGCAUUGGCGUACGAAGCCGCUUUGAAGAAAGCGAUUCGAGAAAGAAGUCUCACAGGUCAUCAGAGCAGGACGACGGACCAGGCGGCUGCCUCGGCGAUUGGACCGUUCCAGAUCUUUGGUCGAGGUGAAGAUGAGAUCCAGCAGUUUGUCCUCACGUCUAUGGAAGAGUUUGACAAGGACCCGCCCCAUACUCGAGAUGACAAGUUUGGUCAGCUACUCAGACACCGCCUCUUCAGAGGCAGUCAGCUGGUUUCAACUCGCCCCGCGGCAGCCCUUGCGACGUUUAACCCACACCGGAGUCUGAUACCCCUACUGUCUUUUGGUCCCAUCAUAUCCUGUCAGUCACGAGUCGUCAACCAAGAGUGUUUGAGAGUUCUGUUCAAUGCCCACAACCUGAGGCAACAUCUGAGUGUUCAGAAAGACUUCCAGCUCCUCGGCAAUGGCGUCUUUUGUAGCCGAAUAUCCCAUGCCUUGUUCGACCCGGAGAUGGACACAGCGGAGCGCGAGGCUGGUGUUGCCCUCACUGGCGGUGCCAUGGGCCUACGCCUAAGUGGUCGGCAAACUUGGCCUCCUGCAAGCUCGGAGCUUCGACUGGCUCUGAUGGGUGUCUUGUCAGAGACUUAUCAGGGCCGGCAGGCAGCGAGCAAGAACGCACCCCUGAAGCAUGCCGAACUGCCUGGUGACAUGAGCUUCGCGGUGAGGAAUCUCUCCAACGAGGAGAUGGAAGCCUGCAUGGAUCCGCACAGCUUGGAAGCAAUGGACUUCCUUCGCCUUUCGUACAAACCGCCAUCUACUCUUCUCCCGAUCAUCACCCCCGUAAUCCUCGUCAAGUAUGACAAGAUAUUCAAGUUGCUGCUGCGCGUUUUGCGCAUGCUCUACGUGGCCAACCAGUUGUUCCGAGAUAUGUCAACUCUGGCAGCUUCUGGCACACACGAGCUGGAUGAUACCAGCCUGAGAUUUCGGAUCGAGGCACAUCAUUUUGUCUCUUGCAUUACGACUUACUUCUUCGACACUGGUAUUGCGAAGCCUUGGUCGAGGUUCCAGACUUGGCUGGACAGCAUCGAGCUGGCCCUGCGUGAUGAAGACGCAGCGGUGGCAGCAGACUGUGGCCCGGACACACUGCGCGAACACCACGAGCGAACGUUGGACCAGAUAAUGCAGACGCUCCUCCUACGUAAAAGACAACAGCCGGUGCUCGAGCUUUUGGAAGAUAUCUUCAGGCUGAUAUUGCAAUUCUCUCAGCGCCAUGGCAGUUUGACGCACGGUGAGCUACAGGGGACGGCACCACAAGGCCAAGGCAUCGAAGAGCUCUACGCGUCUUUCCGAAAGAAAGUCGGAGUGUUUCUGACCGUCUGUCGUGGGCUUAGCGAGAAGCGCAACGCGACCGCAAAGGGGCACCACAAACGCGAUCCAGAGGACAGGGCCGGAGAGGACGAUGCUGAUGCCAACACGAUCGACCGCCUGGUACUGCUGCUGGACAUGACGGAUUACCAUCUCAGGAGGCGCCCAGCUUGA